Molecule: messenger RNA, 2110 nt
Organism: Xyrauchen texanus (razorback sucker)
Lineage: Eukaryota; Metazoa; Chordata; Actinopteri; Cypriniformes; Catostomidae
Product: tyrosine-protein kinase Lyn-like
Exons: 13
Coding region: 191-1699 (502 amino acids)
Biological process (GO): cell differentiation; protein phosphorylation; cell surface receptor protein tyrosine kinase signaling pathway
Cellular component (GO): extrinsic component of cytoplasmic side of plasma membrane
Molecular function (GO): ATP binding; signaling receptor binding; non-membrane spanning protein tyrosine kinase activity
Source: RefSeq, a predicted model, not a curated record
GGGGAAACAAAUGUAACAUUAACAGUUUGCAGUUCCUUGUUUUGUGUGAUUAUAGAAGUUUGUUACUGCUACCAACAUCCAGUUACUUCAAAUAGUAGCUUCUGUCAGGUCUGCUUCAUUCUUUUGAGUUGGAAUACGGCUUAUUCGUUUUUCACAGAGCCGACUAAAGGACUGAUUUUACCCAGGUGGGAUGGGUUGUGCGGGUUCUAGGGCGAAUAAUGGUAAAGCCUUGAAGAAAAAGAAUACACAGAUACCUGAAACCAACCGCUACAGCGGCGACCCAUCUAUGACACAGAGAUCUGCAUUCCUGCUUCCUGGACAGAUUCUACAAAAUGUGGAUGCUUGCGUGGCUCGGGAGCAAAUUGUUGUCGCCCUGUUUUCUUAUGAGCCUUUGAAAAAGGCAGAUUUGGGCUUCAAGAAGGGAGAGAGGCUCAAAAUACUAAAAGCGGAUGGUGAUUGGUGGAGUGCCAAAUCUUUGUCCUCCGGUCAUGAGGGUCUUAUACCUUCAAACUAUGUCGUACCAGCUGACAGCAUGGACGCAAAUGAAUGGUUUUUUAGGAACGUUAGCAGAAGGGAUGCUGAGAGACAACUGCUGGCUCCCUCCAACAAACCAGGAACCUUCCUCAUUCGGGACAGCGAGACGACUCCAGGAAAUUACUCCAUGUCGGUGAGAGACGUGAGUCCUGAUGGUUCAGAUCAGAUCAAGCACUAUAAGAUCCGCAAACUUGAUAGUGGAGGAUUCUACAUUUCUCCCCGAAUCACCUUCAGAAAGUUAGAAGAUCUCAUCAAACACUACCAGAAGAAUUCUGACGGCCUUUGUAGACGUUUGGAUAAAGCAUGUGUAAAGCCUCAAGUCGCCAACUUGUGGGAUCAGGAUGCCUGGGAGAUCAGAAAAGACACCCUGCGUAUGGUGAAGAAGCUUGGUGCUGGACAGUUUGGAGAGGUCUGGAUGGCGUACUAUAAUAACCAGACUAAAGUAGCAGUGAAAACACUGAAGCCCGGCAGUAUGACAGUGGAGGCAUUUCUCCAGGAAGCAAACCUCAUGAAGACCCUGCAGCACGAGCGGCUUGUUCGUCUCUACGCCGUAGUGACCAAAACCCCACCGAUCUACAUCAUCACAGAGUAUAUGGCUAACGGCAGUCUGUUGGAUUUCCUGAAGAGUCUGGCCGGCAGAAAAGAACAGCUUCCUAAACUCAUCGAUUUCUGUGCCCAAAUAGCAGAGGGAAUGGCGUAUCUUGAAAAGAAGAACUUCAUCCACAGAGAUCUGCGAGCCGCUAAUGUACUCGUAAGUGAAAGUCUGCUGUGUAAAAUUGCAGACUUUGGCCUAGCCAGAGUCAUCGAAGACAACGAGUACUCAGCGAGAGAAGGAGCUAAAUUCCCCAUAAAAUGGACGGCCCCUGAAGCCAUUAAUUACGGUUCCUUUACCAUUAAAUCUGACAUGUGGUCUUUUGGUGUUCUUAUAUACGAAACUGUCACCUAUGGCAAAACCCCCUAUGCAGGCCUGAGCAAUAGUGAGGUGAUGGUGAAAGUUCAGCGGGGAUAUCGGAUGCAGUGUCCCGAGAACUGCCCUCAAGAGCUCUAUGACUUCAUGAAGAUGUGCUGGAAGGACAAACCUGAGGAGAGACCCACCUUUGAAUACAUGCAGAGUGCCUUGGAGGAUUAUAACACUGCCACUGAGGGCCAGUACCAACAACAAUAAGACAAUAACUCCCAUGCCAACAGGACAGUUAAAGGAGCUCUUGAUGAACAUGUCCAUUUACUUUUUUUAAAAUCAAUGUUUUAGCUUUAAAUGCAUAUGAAUGUAUAUAGGAAAGUGUAUAUCUGAGGCACAGUAUCUAUUCACCAAUUAAGCUUUUAACCAUUUUGUAAUCACCUUUCUUUCGCUAGUUAAUUUUCAUCGUCCCACAGUGUGAAGUGUGAUAACUCUGUUAACCAAAAAUUACACCAUUAUCCACAUUGAAUUAAUUGCAUGUGUUAUGACAAUAAUUAUGUGACCCAAUUAUAUUAUACAUAUACUAGCAUAAAACUAAUAUAUAUGUAGAUAUUUGAGCCACCAACCAAAUGCACAACAAUACAUAUGAAAUACACUUUGGUGAAUUAAAGUACCAAU